Octopus bimaculoides (California two-spot octopus) is the source of this 4250-nucleotide messenger RNA. RefSeq names its product serine palmitoyltransferase 1. Gene Ontology annotation, molecular function: serine C-palmitoyltransferase activity; pyridoxal phosphate binding. The record is from RefSeq and is a predicted model, not a curated record. Gene Ontology annotation, cellular component: endoplasmic reticulum. NCBI's taxonomy places the organism in Eukaryota, Metazoa, Mollusca, Cephalopoda, Octopoda, Octopodidae. Gene Ontology annotation, biological process: ceramide biosynthetic process; sphingosine biosynthetic process.
CACCACACACAUAUAUACCGCCUACAUAUACAUCCAGGUAAAACUGUAUCAACAUUUAAUGCAGAACGAAAAGAUAUAUAUAUCCAAGUAUAAAUUCUUCUAGAUUUAAUGUAAAAAAAAACACAUAUAAGUUAAAACAUAUGCAGUUAAAAAGGCCGGCGUACGAAAAAGUGGCUGAAUGCUUCAAGCUAUGGUAUUGAUUGCCGCAUGAAUACUUGUGUGUAAUAAUCAGUCGCCUAUACAAGUUGUAGAAGUGUUACUAGAGUAGAUAGGGGCGCGAUGCAAACAGCACAGGAUAUGUCAGUGACUGACGAAGUUAUGGAAGUACAAAACUACAUUUUUGCUCCAACAUAUCAUUUGUUCUUUGAAGCCAUCCUUAUUAUUUGUAUCAUUAAACUGCUGUUUUCUAAAAGUUACAAUCCUGAAAAAACAAUACUCACAGAAAAGGAAAAAUCAGAUUUAAUUGCUGACUGGGUGCCUCAGCCACUUGUUCCAAAGACGAGAGAAGAUCAUCCACUUUUGGACAAUCUGAGAAAUAAUGUCAUUUCUGGGAAAGCAGGCAAAUACCUGACUAUCCAAGGUCGACAAUGUAUUAACAUGGCCACCUUUAAUUUUUUGGGUAUGCUUGGUGAAAAAAGUGUCGAGGAUGCAGCAAUUGAGACCCUCUUGCAAUAUGGGGUUGGUUCUUGUGGUCCAAGAGCGUUCUAUGGCACCAUGGAUGUUCACCUCAACAUGGAAGAUAAGAUGCGGCGAUUUCUUGGGUCAGAAUCAGCAAUUCUUUAUUCCUAUGGUUUUGCUACUGUUGCAAGUGCUAUCCCUGCAUAUUCAAAACGUGGUGAUGUCAUAUUUUGUGAUGCAGGAGUUUGUUUCUCAAUCCAAAAAGGUUUGUUAGCUUCCCGUAGUGUAAUAAAAUAUUUCAGACAUAAUGAUAUGGACCAUUUAACAGAAUUAUUGAUUGAACAAGAAAAAGAAGAGCAAAGGAAUCCUAAAAAGGCCAGAAUUACCCGUAAGUUUGUGGUAGUUGAAGCUGUCUAUGUAAACCAUGGGGACAUUUGUCCGCUUCCUGAAAUCAUUGAACUCAAGUAUAAAUAUAAAGUUCGAGUAUUCCUUGAAGAGAGUUUAAGUAUUGGAAUUCUUGGCAAAACUGGUCGAGGUUUAUCUGAAUAUUAUGAUGUAUCAAUAGAUGAUAUUGACUUCCUGGUUGCUACCUUGGAAAAUUCUUUUGCCAGCACUGGUGGGUUUUGUGCAGGUAAAAAGUACAUAGUUGAUCAUCAGCGUUUGAAUGGCCAUGGUUACUGUUUCUCUGCUUCCCAACCACCUUUAUGUGUAUCAGCUGCCAGUAAAGCUUUUGAUAUGAUUGAUCAAGACAACUCAAUUAUUGAACAAUGUCAAAGAGUCUGCAAGUUAACAAGUAAAAAGCUGAGCGAUAUUGAUGGUCUUGACCUACAUGGAGCUGAAGAAUCUCCUGUAAAGCACCUCCGGCUAACAGAACCUAGCGAUGAUAACGACAUUGACAAUAGAACCCUGCAGAGGAUUGCAGACAUUGCUAUAAAGGAAGGUGUUGCAUUGACUGUCACUAACUAUUUAGAAGAUGAAUACUGGAUGCCAAAACCAAGUAUUAGAAUUGCUGUCAACCGAAAACUCGUGUCUGAAGAUAUUGAAAAGGUUUCUUCUGUUAUUAGGAAAGCUACCCAAGAAGUUUUAUUUUCUACAUAGGCUAUCCUUCUCGCCGAAGAUGUUUAGGCUUGUUUAGCAGAAAUGAGGAUAAAGAUGGUUACAGGCUGUUUUGCAAGAAAACGCAUCAAUUAACAAGAAUGAGUAAAUGCAUUGAAAGAAAGGAAGGAGCAAAGUAUCAAAUGUGUCACAAAAAGACACUCCAAUAGAAAGAAAUACAAGAGAGAAACAAGCUUGUAUUACAGUCACAUUAAUGUGUUUGGAAGGUAUUCCAUGUUACCAUCGGCAUUCCAUUUUGUGUUAAUCUCCUGAUCAUAUCUUUUGUUUAAUGUAUUUUGCUAAAAAAAAAAAGAAAAUUAAAAAUAAAUAAGAAAAAUUUUUAAAUUAAAAAAAAAAUCAAGAAAAAAUUAAAAUUUAGAAAAAAAAAAUGAAAGAAAUUAAAUUUCACUUAAAUAAGAAUAAAUAAAAAUAUCCAGAUAGACAUGGUUGUGCUCAAAGGAGUUGAGAUAGGCUAAAUGCAUGUUUGUGUGUGUGUGUAUGUAUGUGUGCAUGCAUGUGUGUGUGUGUGUGUGAGAGAGAGAAAGGAGUUAGAUUUCCAGAAGUCUGAGUAUUGAAUCGUGAAACAUUUAAUUUCCAUACAGUCUUCUGUUUUAGAUAUAUGUAUAUAUAUGUGUGUUUGCACAUAUAUAUAUAUAUAUACACACACACACACACAUACACAUAUGUGUAAAGUCUUCAAGGAAGCUAUAUUGCAGAAGCACUCAGCUCUGAGUGUAUUACUUUCCAUAACAGAAACAGCUUUUAGCUAAUGAAAUUGAUUACGUGAUUCCUGUUCCUUUGUUAUUCAUUAAUUAAUAUGUAAAACUACAUGCAAUUUCCAGAUUAUUAAUCCCUGGUUUUCCCUCCAGUCGUCUAAGAUUAAAUCUUCAUAAAUCAUUAUUGAAAAAAAUUCUGAUAGGGAAUGUUAUUCAGUUGCCUUUAUAUUAGACCAGUGAUUCUUAACCUGAGUAGUAGCCCCCAGAUGGGGUGCAUUGUGAACUCCCAAGGGACAAUAUAUGUCAAACAGGUAAUGGGUGUUUAAGAAGGUAUUGAGAUUUUUCAUAGAAGUGUUUUUAAAUAUCUUUGUCAGAAUUAGAAUAUGUUGGUCAUUGUGUUAUUGGUGAGUUGAGCCAAGUUCCAAUUUAAUUCUAUUAUAUAAGUCCUCAACUUCUGUAGUUAUUGCCUUAAAAAUUUAACAUGAAGUUGCACUACCCAUGCAAAUAUCUAAAAGAAAAAUGUGUCCUAUGUUACAUGGGAUAGCAUAAGAAAAAAUAUUGAUUAUAAACCAGAAUUAGAUUCUGUGGUGGAGAACCACACCACUACAUUCAAAGUAAGGUUUAUGAAAUUGGUAUUAAUCCGCACAACUGUGUGUGUGUGUGUGUGUGUGUGUGUGUGUGUGUGUGUGUGUGUGAGAGAGAGGCACAUGUUUUUGUUUAUAAAUGUAAGGAAAAAUUAUCAGUACAUGAGAUAUAUUUAUUUGGAAUCAGUUGAUGAUGCCCAAUACUCAGUUUAUCAAGGAAAAGUUGUAUAGGUGAGACUGGUUAAAUCAUUCAUUUGUCGAAUGAUCAGGUGGUAGUUUGUGUUGCACCCCCUUGGUGGUUCAUGUUGCUGGCUUUAUCCAAUACUAUGUAAGGGAGAGCACUGUAGCUUGGCCUACAGGCAUGACUGCCAUGGUCAAAGAGGACUUACUCUUCAAUGAUUAUAGUGUGCCGACUUUGACUACACAGAUUAAAUACAUACUGCAGACAAGUUCUUCAAAAGGAAUUGUCUCCUGUGACGACAGAUGGACACAAUCUCAGAUCUCCUAUUCAUUGGCUCCUUCAGGGUGUGUACUGUUUUAGUCAAACAUAGCCUACAACUUCAUGCUGUUAUAUGAUGUGCCUCUGUUUACUGGGGCAUGUUUAGAUCUUAGGUCACUUGGUUUUACAACAUAUCUUAACCAAUGCAACUUUUCCUUUUACUUCAUUUCAUUAUUGUCUGAUUAACCACACAUAGAGUAAAACUCUGUGCAGCAAUGGAGUGAAUCAUAUCAACCCACAAUAUACGUAUACAUAUACAUACAUGUAUUUACAUAUAUAUAUAUAUAUAUAUAUAUAUAUAUAUAUAUAUAUAUAUAUAUACAUAAAUAAAUAAAUGUGUAGGUAUGUAUAUAUGUAUGGGGAUAUAUACAUAUAUGUGUGUAUAUAUAUAUAUGUAUAUACACACGAUGCUUUUACAAAGAAUUGGAAUUUUGUUUGUGGGAACAUGUGCAGACACAUGUAGAUUAUGAAAUUAAUUUUUUAAAUUUUAUUUUAUUUUUACUUAGACUUUAAAAAUCAUCAAAUUUUGACUCUGGUUGACUGUUAUAUUAUUUCAACUCCUCUAUAACAAUAUUUUGUUAUGUUAAAAUUGUUGACUAUUUGCUGAUUGUUUCUUUUUUAAAACAAUGAAACAAAAUUUUACAGAGAUUUAAAUGAACAAAAUGAUAUAUAUAUUCUAUUUUUUUUUGAAGAGUAAGCUUGCAUCUUUGGUUCAAAUAAAAAAAAAUUUUAUAUUAA